Molecule: messenger RNA, 3037 nt
Organism: Physeter macrocephalus (sperm whale)
Lineage: Eukaryota; Metazoa; Chordata; Mammalia; Artiodactyla; Physeteridae
Gene: DENND3
Product: DENN domain containing 3
Exons: 15
Coding region: 74-3037 (987 amino acids)
Biological process (GO): regulation of Rab protein signal transduction
Cellular component (GO): cytoplasmic vesicle
Source: RefSeq, a predicted model, not a curated record
CGUGGGGUCGGAGCCGGGUGGCCCGAGGCGCCCGGGCGGGGUACGCCCAGCUGGCCGCGGCCGCGGAGCAGCCAUGGCGGAGGCCGCUCCGCAGUACCUGGCGCUGCCCUCGGGGUUGCUGGAGCUGUGCGCGCUGCUGGGGGCCCCCCGGGACAGCCUCCGUGGCCCUGAGCAGGUCGCCCAGAAAAAGGGAGUCAAGAGCCUAUCUUCUCUGGAUCCGGAGGUCCUGUCGGUCUUCGUGCCUCCGUUUGUCACUAAGGAGGACAGUCAGCCGGCCGGCGUGAGCUGUGUGACGCUGGGUAAGACCAGGAGGCGCUCCUUCCGGAAGAAGAGAGAGAGGCCCAAGGUGGAGCCCUCGAAGGGCCACCCCGGCGGCCCCAGGGGUCAGGACCCCGAGGACGUGAGCAUCCCCAACGGCGUGGACCUGCUCGCCCUGCCGCAGCUCUGCUUCCCAGGGGGCGUGUGUGUGGCCUCUGAGCCCAAGGAGGACUGUGUCCACUUUCUGGUGCUGACUGAUGUCUGCGGCAACAGAACCUACGGCGUGGUUGCCCAGUACUACCGGCCCCUGCACGACGAGUACUGCUUCUACAACGGCAAGAUGCACUGGGAGGCGUCAGGUCUGGGCCGGAGCACGGCUGGCUGCUUCGUGCCCUUUGCCGUGUGUGUGGUUUCCAGAUUCCCCUAUUACAACGCCCUCAAGGACUGCCUCUCCUGUUUAUUGACUCAUCUGAAGGUCUGUAAAGAUUUCGAAGUUGACAAUCAUAUAAAAGAAUUUGCUGCAAAACUAUCUUUAAUACCUAGCCCGCCUCCUGGACCACUCCAUUUGAUAUUGAACAUGAAACCUCUACAGAUCGUAUUUCCCUCGAGAGCGGACCCCGAAAGCCCCCUCAUCGACCUGGACCUUCACCUGCCCUUACUGCGCUUCAGACCUGAGAAGGUGCUAGAGAUCCUAACCUGCCUUCUGACGGAGCAGCACGUCGUGUUCUUCUCGUCCAGCUGGGCCCUGCUGACGCUCGUGGCUGAGUGCUUCAUGGCCUACCUGCACCCCCUGCAGUGGCAGCACACCUUCGUCCCCAUCCUGUCGCGACAGAUGCUGGACUUCGUCAUGGCGCCCACGUCCUUUCUCAUGGGCUGCCACCUGGACCACUUUGAAGAAGUCAGCAAGGAAGCCGAUGAUUUAAUUCUGAUAAACAUUGACACCGGGAGCAUCACCUACUGUAACGAUGAGGACGUUGACGUUCCUGACAUCCCUCUCCUGGCGGCACAGACUUUUAUUCAGAGGGUCCAGAGCCUUCAGAUGCACCAUGAGCUGGACCUCGCUCACCUCUGCGCCAGCACAGACCUGAACGAGGGGCGAGCCUGCAGGCGGGCCUGGCAGCAGCGGCUCAACUGCCAGAUCCAGCAGAUCACCCUGCAGCUGCUCGUCUGCAUCUUCAGGGAAGUGAAGAAUCACUUAAAUUAUGAACAUAGGGUGUUCAAUAGUGAAGAGUUUCUCAAAACAAGAGCUCCAGGGGACCAGCAGUUUUAUAAACAGGUCUUGGAUACCUACAUGUUCCAUGCUUUCCUCAAGGCUCGGCUCAGCAGAAAGGUGGACGCCUUUGCCCAGAUGGACCUCCACACGCAGUCCGAAGAGGACAGGGGAGGCGGGGUGCUGCUGAGUCCCAGAAGACCCACCGUUGAGAAGAUGGCCGGCCGGAAGUCCUCAGCCCCGCACGGAGCUCACAGGCGCAUGGUGGUCAGCAUGCCCAACCUGCAGGACAUCACGGCGCCCGAGCUGCCGCCCCGGAACUCGUCGCUGCGGAAGAUGCGUGCCGAGGACCGUGGAGGCGGCUGCUCAGUUCUGGACGUGCCCCCCAAGUUGACAUACACCUUCAAGAUCCCGGAAAUCCACUUUCCACUGGUGGGCCAGUGUGUGCAGGCCUUCCACGCGGACUGCGUGGCCCAGCUGAGCAAGGCCAUGGACUCGCUGGCCCCCGAGAACUCGGUGCUGCUGGCGAGGUACUUCUACCUGCGAGGGCUCGUCCAGCUGAUGCAGGGCCAGCUGCUGGGCGCCCUCCUGGACUUCCAGAGCCUGUACAAGACGGACGUGCGCAUCUUUCCCACCGACCUCGUCCGGAGGACGGUGGAGUCCCUGUCGGCGCCCGAGCGCGCGCAGGCCGAGCGGAUGCCCGAGCUGCGCCGGCUCAUCAGUGAGGUCGUGGACAAGCCCGAGGACGCCCCCAAGGCCGACGACCGCGUCAAGAACUUCGAGCUGCCCAAGAAGCACAUGCAGCUGGACGACUUCGUGAGGAGGGUGCAGGAGUCGGGCAUCGUGAAGGACGCCGGCAUCAUACACCGGCUCUUCGAGGCAUUAACCGUAGGUAGGAGGAUGCCCGCGGGGUGGGCAGCGCAGACCCUCGGGGGCAGGUCGGCCCAGCCGGGAAGAGCCUUGCGCGGCGGGCGAGGGCUUUACCUGCUUCCUGGGCGCGGCGCGUCGGACGCGGGGGCUGGCCGAGGCUCUGGGAAGGGGGUGGGGAUGGAGGGUCUGGCGACGCUUAAUGGCAUCCCUCCCGUCCUGGGGGUUGCUCGCUGUGUGCUGACCUCUUGCUCCCACGUGGGGACGCAUGGCUCCAGCCGGAAUGUUUCAGGCACCUCCACCCCCGCUGCUUUUUUUUUUUUUUUUUUUUUUUUUUUUUGGCGGUACGCGGGCCUCUCACUGCCGUGGCCUCUCCCGUCGCGGAGCACAGGCUCCGGACGCGCAGGCUCAGCGGCCAUGGCUCACGGGCCCAGCCGCUCCGCGGCACGUGGGAUCCUCCCAUACCGGGGCGCGAACCCGGCAGGUCCCUCAAGGCGGGGCUGCAGCACGGGGAGCUGCCCAGCCCCACCUCCUGGGCAGCGCGGGGUGCGGUCGUCUGAAGCGUUCUGCGGUUCGGUGCGGGACGCCCUUCCUCGUUACACGGCUCCUGUCGAGUUGCCCGGCCUCUCUGUACCCACGUGCGCCGCCUUCCCCCCGGCGGAGGGAUGGGGCCGCUCGUUCACGGUCCCUCCGUCGGUGUAA